Molecule: messenger RNA, 1029 nt
Organism: Bradysia coprophila
Lineage: Eukaryota; Metazoa; Arthropoda; Insecta; Diptera; Sciaridae
Source: RefSeq, a predicted model, not a curated record
GUACAGUCACCUUCAUUACAACCGUUCUUCGAGCUUAGAUAUUUCAUUUGUUUUUGUUGGCAAAGGAAUACAUUACUCAGUUGGUAACGGAUAUUGUUGUGAUACACCACGCGUCGUUGUACUAUGAAUAAUAAUCACGAUAAUAGGAUUGUUCUUAAUCCGAGUUCAAUCUCACCAAUCGCUGUGAGUCAGUGCCUCGCAACCAAUCCGAAUAAUGGACAUUGUGACACCGAAACGCUGAUCGAUUUAGAGUCCGAUGUUUCAACAUCGCUUCCACGAUCCCCAAAUCAUAAUGCUGUGCUAACACACGAGAGACAAUUACAUCAAAUCAUCCGUCCAUCGUACAACGAACCGAACGCAUUCCACACAAAUGGUGGUGCGCAAACGGCGCUACUUUCUCGAGAAUAUGAAGCGUGUUCCAACUUUCGCUAUUCGCCUCCACCACCCUACGAUUUCUAUCCGAUGCCCAGUCAGAAUAAUAUUCAACCGACACCGUAUCCCCAGCAAGUACUGCACUUUCCGCAACAUCAAAAUGUGCAGUAUCUUCAGCAGCAACGGUUGCAGUAUCCUCAACAGGAAAGUUUGCAGUAUCAUGAAGAAAUAUCGGAUUAUCCACACGCGCAACGAAUGCCGUAUCAAUACCGAAGAGACGGGAAUUUUCCAACAUUGCAUGAACCACCGCCGCGACAAUUCGAAAGACACAGCUGUAAUACAUGUUUAAUGGUAGACACUAUGUGCUGCUGCUUUUGUGUUUUGCCAAUAUGUUUGCUAAUUUUCUUGUUGUUCUUUGCAUCCACUGGUCUUUAAAUGCGAAAUGAGGCAACUGUUGUCUUUACAGCCAUUGAAGGCUUUCAUGAUAGUGGAUUGGAUUGAUUUUGAUAUUAUUCUACGGUCUGAAAUAUCCAUCCACGACAUGUUUUUCUGUUUCGUUUUCUUUUACUAUUUUCUAAAAAUUAAAAUUCUAUUGAGUCAGUCUUUUCAUUGAUCCGCGGAAUUAAAUGGCAGUUGUUAACUAUUCCUUGGAACUUU